This is a messenger RNA of Myotis lucifugus (little brown bat), 1970 nucleotides long. Its product is annotated as mediator of RNA polymerase II transcription subunit 12-like protein. The record is from RefSeq and is a predicted model, not a curated record. Gene Ontology annotation, biological process: regulation of transcription by RNA polymerase II. The transcript has 14 exons. The coding region runs from base 273 to 1970 and encodes 565 amino acids. Gene Ontology annotation, molecular function: transcription coactivator activity. NCBI's taxonomy places the organism in Eukaryota, Metazoa, Chordata, Mammalia, Chiroptera, Vespertilionidae. Gene Ontology annotation, cellular component: mediator complex.
GCCUCUGCGGCAUAACAGAGGGACUCAGCACAGGGACCCUGGUGGCUGUGCCUUCAGCUCUUUCCUGGGAGCCACAAAGCCCAUUUGCUCCUCCGCAACUUGAGCCUUCUCUGUUCCUCUUCUGGAGCCCAUGCGCCACAGCGAGCGAGCAAGCGAGUGAGAAGGGGGAGAGAGGGAGUCUGUCUGCAAAGUGCUGCUCCCUGGUGCUCAGAGGCGGCUGCUCCAGCUCCAGCUCCAACUCUCAUUCAUUUUGCCGGUUAACAUGAGAGAUCAUGGCCGCCUUCGGGCUUCUCAGCUAUGAGCAGAGACCGCUGAAACGCCCCCGGCUCGGGCCGCCGGACGUCUACCCGCAGGACCCCAAGCAGAAGGAGGAUGAACUCACUGCUGUGAAUGUAAAGCAAGGCUUCAGCAAUCAGCCGGCCUUUACGGGAGACGAACAUGGCUCAGCCAGAAAUAUUGUAAUUAAUCCAUCAAAGAUUGGAGCUUAUUUUAGCAGCAUAUUAGCUGAGAAACUAAAGCUGAACACUUUCCAGGACACCGGAAAGAAGAAACCACAAGUUAAUGCUAAAGAUAAUUAUUGGCUGGUUACCCCUCGAUCGCAGAGUGCAAUUCAUAGUUGGUUCUCUGAAUUAGCAGGAAAUAAGCCACUUGCUAUUUUGGCAAAAAAGGUUCCCAUCCUUAGUAAAAAAGAAGAUGUUUUUGCAUAUUUAGCUAAAUAUUCAGUGCCAAUGGUUCGAGCAAUGUGGCUUAUCAAGAUGACUUGUGCCUAUUAUUCUGCUAUUUCUGAAGCUAAAAUUAAGAAACGCCAGGCUCCUGAUCCCAAUUUGGAGUGGACACAAAUAUCUACCAGGUAUCUUCGAGAGCAGCUGGCCAAGAUUUCCGACUUCUACCACAUGGCUUCCAGCAUGGGUGAUGGCCCUGUCCCUGUGCCCCCAGAUGUGGAGCAAGCCCUGAAGCAGUGGGAGUACAACGCAAAGCUGGCAUUCCACAUGUUCCAGGAAGGAAUGCUGGAAAAACAUGAAUAUUUGACAUGGAUCUUGGAUGUUUUAGAAAAGAUCAGACCAAUGGAUGAUGAUCUUCUUAAACUCCUGUUACCAUUAAUGCUUCAGUAUUCAGAUGAAUUUGUUCAGUCGGCCUACCUGUCUCGUCGUCUUGCCUACUUUUGUGCCCGGCGUCUUGCCUUGCUGCUGAGCGAUAGCAGUGGCCUCCUCACUGCCCACUCGCCCCACAUGAUGAUAGGACCAAACAAUGCGAGCAUUGGGGCCCCCAGCCCCGGCCCCCCCGGCCCUGGCGUGAGCCCCGUGCAGCUGGCCUUCUCAGACUUUCUGUCCUGUGCACAGCACGGUCCCCUCAUUUAUGGACUUAGUUGUAUGUUGCAGGAUCUCCAAGUGGGUACUGCAGAAAGUUUCGAAAUGGAGUUAGUAGUGGUAGUGGCAGUGCCCAGUGGAUUGGGGAGGUCUGGUAAGAAGGUGGCUGAACUUGUCUUCGACAGUAUGGUGGUGUCUUUGAUGAUCAGUCAGAUUUUGGAUGGGUUUAAGAUUAUGAGGACAGAAAGCUUCCAGGAUAUUGUUCAGCACAAAACUGUCACUCUCUGUUGCCCAAGUGCCUUAGUGUGGAAUUAUUCCACAAACGACAGUAAGAGCGUGAACCCAGGCUCACCCCUGGAUCUACUGCAGGUGGCGCCCUCCAGCCUCCCCAUGCCAGGCGGGAACACGGCCUUCAAUCAGCAGGUUCGGGCAAGGAUUUAUGAGGUAGAACAGCAGAUAAAACAGAGAGGCCGUGCAGUGGAAGUUCGGUGGUCUUUUGACAAGUGCCAAGAGUCAACAGCAGGGGUCACCAUUAGCCGGGUUUUGCACACAUUGGAAGUGUUGGAUCGACACUGUUUUGACCGAACUGAUUCUAGCAAUUCAUUGAGACGCUUUAUCAUAAGAUUUUCUGGCCGCACCAAAAUAAAGAUAACCAAGAGGUAG